GGUGUUACGGCUCAGGAAUGUAACUCGUCAACAACUGCUAGCUUUCGGUUCGCAUCAGCUGGAGCUGGAGCUGUUGGCGACUGUCGAGUGGUAUCCCCGGGCACUUUCCUUCCUCGUCUGCAGCCGGAAAAAAAAAAGGUGUCAAACCCAGCAGUAUGGCCACGGCGCAGUCUGUGCUGCUGCUAGCAGUGCACAUUCUGCUCAUCUCAGAGUUCAUCCUGGCCAAGAAGGACUACUACGAGGUGCUGGGGGUGCCCCGAGAUGCCACCGAACGGCAGAUCAAAAAGGCUUUUCACAAGCUGGCCCUGAAGUACCAUCCGGACCGAAACAAGGGCCCAGAUGCUGAGGCCAAGUUCAGAGAAAUAGCAGAGGCUUACGAGGUGCUAUCGGAUGAUAAGAGGCGAAGAGAGUACGACCAGGUUGGUCACAGCUCAUCGUCAUCAUCGUCAGGAGGAGGAGGAAACGACUAUAACUUCAAACAGCACUACCAGUCCUUCAACUUUGAUGACAUUUUUAAAGACUUUGACCAUUUCGGUCAACAGCACCAGCACCACUUUCACUCCCACCACCAGGCCCACCACCAGGCCCACCAAAAGAGACACUUUGAGAGCCACUUCCAGGCCCACCGGGAGGCCAUGAACAGCCAGAGGCGGCAGUUCCAGCAGGGCGGCUUCGGCGGAGGGCUCUUUGACGACAUGUUCGAGGACUUGGAGAAGAUGUUCACCUUUAACUCGCACAGCUCCAGGACCGAGGGCGGGUUUCAGAGCUCGGGGAAGCAGCACUGCAGGACAGUGACUCAGCGCAGGGGGAACAUGGUGACCACCUUCACCGACUGCUCCUGAGAGAAGCAGAACCAAGGUGCGGGGCAAAAAAAAAAAAAAAAGCAGUGCACUUGAGCCACUUGGGACACUGUCGGGAUUUUAGUCGGGGUUUUGAAAUUCAAUCUUAAUUUAUCACUUGACGGAAUAGAGGAGGUUUUUGUGUGGCUUUUGUAUGUCAUUUCUCUUAUGAACAAAUAUCCAAGUUGGCUUGAUGCCUCAUGCAAUAACUCAUAUACAUUAUUGCUUGUAGCGCAGUAAUAACAUUAUACAGAUACCUCCUCAUUAUUUAGCUUUCCAGGUUUAUUAAGUUUACUGUGUUCAUUUUUUUUUUUAUGAUGGUACAAUCUGUCAGACUCAGGUAUGGUCUAAGUUUAAAAAAGAGGCAAUAAGGUUAAUUAGAAACCACAAUCACAUCAAAUUCUGCAGCUACGAUGUGCAGGCUAUAAAUAUAAAGCUCUCUGCAGCAUGUACUCUUUAUCAGUUUAAAACUAAUAUGUGAUUUGCAUAGUGCUUUCUCGCAUUUUCGCAGUUUGGUUUGAGAUUCACAUCCAAAAUAACACAUCAUUCUAUAGCACUUGCAUCAAAUUCAGCUACUUGUGUGUGCAGGUUGGCCAUUAUCAACUGUUACCUCGUUUUAGUUCCUUUCUACAGUUUCGCAUCUACCUUCACUUGGUCAGGUUGGGAAAUGAUCAGUCCCAUAUGACAAAUUCUGAUAAACUCAGCCACAGGCGAUGUUUGUGCGUCCUCGCCCUGCUGUUUUGUAAGCAGCUGGUUGAUGGGCCGUGUGCCAGCGUGAAGCUCAGUGGUUUCCUGAACUGACCGUAAUGUGCAAUAUUUAGCACCUUUGCUCUUCAUGUUGCCUAUCUCUCACAGACAGUGCUGUGUAAAUGUCAUUGUCUAACGUCUGCACUUUGUGUACGUCUGUGGUGUGUGUGUGUGCGUGUGUGAGUGUGCGUGUGUGCACGCUGAGAUUGCUCAGAAUGUUGAUUGGUUGCAUAAUUUUCAGAGAAUGAAUAAAAAGUUACAAGAGCAAA
Molecule: messenger RNA, 1855 nt
Organism: Mugil cephalus (flathead mullet)
Lineage: Eukaryota; Metazoa; Chordata; Actinopteri; Mugiliformes; Mugilidae
Product: dnaJ homolog subfamily B member 9-like
Exons: 3
Coding region: 156-842 (228 amino acids)
Cellular component (GO): endoplasmic reticulum
Molecular function (GO): protein-folding chaperone binding; misfolded protein binding
Source: RefSeq, a predicted model, not a curated record